UUUGUAGGGUUCACACGUUCUGCUAUUCGGUACAUGUCCAUGAAUCAUGAUCACAAGUCCAUGGAGGAACAAGUCAGAAGUCUACCCUUUUGACCACUUCCACCCAAGGCCACUUAUUUCCCACCUAAAUACGUACCCACUAGAUAUACACAACUUCCUUCGUCUGCCUCUCUUCAUUCUACAUUUCUACCUAGCUCUUAAACAUCAACAUGGGUUCCCCUGCUUUCUCUUGUGCAAAAAUACUGAAGCAGCAGCUUGUCAUUGUGGCUGGAAUAGCUCUAGUCCUUGUCCUAAGUUUGCAUGUGGUAGAGGCUCAAAAUUGUGGUUGUGCUGCGGACCUGUGCUGCAGCCGAUACGGCUACUGCGGCACAGGCGACGACUACUGCGGCACGGGAUGCCAAGCAGGGCCUUGCAACACGGCCCCCCUGACUCCCAGUACCAGUGAUGUUCCGGUGGCGGACAUCGUCACCCCGGAAUUCUUCAACGGGAUAAUUGAUCAAGCGGACGCUAGCUGCGCUGGAAAGGAUUUCUAUUCUCGGGCUGCUUUUCUGGAUGCUCUUAACUCGUAUGAUCAGUUUGGUAAGAUUGGUUCCCUUGAUGAUUCUAAACGGGAGAUUGCUGCCUUCUUUGCCCACGUCACCCAUGAGACCGGGCAUUUUUGCUACAUAGAAGAGAUAGACGGGGCAUCAAAAGACUACUGCGAUGAGACUAACACGGAAUAUCCAUGUAACCCGAACAAAGGUUAUUACGGCAGGGGACCCAUCCAACUAUCGUGGAACUACAAUUACGGUCCUGCCGGAAAGAGCAUCGGGUUCGACGGAGUAAACUCCCCCGAAAGCGUAGCUAAUGAUGCACUCAUUGCUUUUAAGACUGCACUAUGGUACUGGAUGAACAAUGUUCGCCCGGUUAUUGCAGAAGGCUUCGGGGAAACUAUUCGAGCCAUUAAUGGUGCGCUUGAAUGCGAUGGUGGAAACCCUGCUACUGUACAGAAACGGGUCGACUAUUACGUUGAUUAUUGUAACCAACUUGGUGUUGCCCCCGGUGACAACCUUACUUGCUAGGUAGCUACUUAGGUCCAGUAUGAGAUUGUUGUGCUGUGAGAAGUAUGACUACAAUUUGCUACGUACGUAGUUGUUUUAUUAACAUGAAAACAUUAAUAAUACGUUACAUGAAUAAUACGAUCUAUAUUACAAAC
Messenger RNA from Fragaria vesca subsp. vesca, 1195 nucleotides. Its product is annotated as endochitinase PR4-like. The transcript is spliced from 2 exons. The record is from RefSeq and is a predicted model, not a curated record. Gene Ontology annotation, biological process: cell wall macromolecule catabolic process; chitin catabolic process; carbohydrate metabolic process. NCBI's taxonomy places the organism in Eukaryota, Viridiplantae, Streptophyta, Magnoliopsida, Rosales, Rosaceae. Gene Ontology annotation, molecular function: chitinase activity; chitin binding. Bases 210 to 1061 code for a protein of 283 amino acids.